CGUUGUUUUUGUUGUUGCUGUCAAAACCUUAACACUCACAACUCUGGUCCGUUUGAAAAAAUAUAACUUUUUUUUAAAUUAGAAGCAUACAAAUUUUCUAGAAAUGCCGGAGGGCGGGGAAUUGCACGAAAGGACCCUCUUUGAAUUAUUCGUCUACACAGAAUGGAAACAAGAACAAGAUAAUUUGAAACACGAGAAAACGACUUCUCAACUGCCUUCAAGUCUAUUUGGUUACUUUAAAAGCAACAUAGAAUGGCCUUCCAAAGCUUUUUACAAUCAUAUUUAUUUACAACUCCCUUGGCAAAUUUCUUUGAGCCAUGAUGGCACGUUGGUUGCCAUUUUACAAGACAGCACUUUGGAAAUACGAACAGCCAAAGAUGAAUUCAUGGUGGCAGUUGGCAGAACAGGAGUCCGUAAAGAUAGUCUUCCACAGCUACGGAAGAUGUGCUGGAGCCCAGAUAAUUUGAUGAUUGCGGUUGGAUUUAGCCAUGGCGUUGUUGAUAUUUAUGAUGUUUACAGCAAUCAUCUAUGUAAAUUUCCUUCACCAGAGGAAAAAUUUUCUCAGCUCAGUAGUAAAAAAGUUGGAGCUCGUUUCUUCAUUGCAGGCCUUGAAUUUAUUAGCAAACAACAUUCAAAACAGGAAUGGGAUUUGGAGUUGAUUGUUGUGUAUUCAGAUGGUACAAUAAAUUCAUAUCAAAUGGUCUCUUUUGAAAAAUGUCCACUGAACCACCGAGCUAGUCUGGAGAGAUCGGAAGUUUCUUGCGCUGUCUACAGUCAUAGACACAACCUUAUUUUUAUUGCCACAGAACCUGAGUUUGCCAGUAAGAUGUAUAAGAACACUAGCUUAGCAGCUGGAUUAAGUGCUUGGAGCAAAAUAAAUGAAAGCCCUUAUUACAGGCAAGUUUUUCCGACUGAGGAUGAAUUAAAACUAUUUAAAACAUCAAACAAGCGGCUUUGGACUUACUUCCAGACAUACAAAAAUAUUGAAACUGCAGUGAAAUUGAAAAUAUCACAAACUGAUCGAUAUCUCGCUUCUUUACAUCCUUGUGGGACUAUAUGCAUUUGGUCAAUACCUGGUUUGAGGCUGUACCAAAAAUGGUCUCCUAUGGAUUUAAAUAUAAAUCAUCCCGUAAGUUGGGACAGUAGUUUUUCAAUCCCGAUUGAUGUUGAGUGGCACACCGAAGAGGAAAUAAUCGUUUCAAGAAAGGAUGGUACGAUUUUAAUUCAUAAAAUUAAUGACUUUGAUGUAGUGUUUGGAUCACAGCAAGACCCUUCAAACGGACACCCAAGGUUAUCAGCUAUUCCUUCUUUUCCCGGUUUUCUUGCCCUCGAAUGUGAGCUGAUUUCUCUCCCAGUAACACCACAGGAAUCAGCCCAGGAAGAUGUCGACGGGUCUAUUGUAAAUUCAAGUUCAGAUUUAUUACAAUCGACCAUAUAUAUGCUAACGGAUUUAGAAAAAUAUCAGCCAAGGAAAAAAGCCACUAAAAAUGUACAGAACAUCUACAGACUGCUGGGAGUGAAAAACACAACUCCCGAAGAAUUAUUUUACAGGAAGCUUAGUAAUAAUGAGUUUGAUCAGGCGCUUCUCUUGGCACUUGAAUAUGGCAUUAAUCAAGAUAUAGUUUACCAGGAACAGUGGAAAACUAGUUUCGUUUCUGCAAAUUCCAUUGAAUUAUAUUUGGAUAAAGUUACAGAUAAACAGUGGGUACUAAAUGAAUGCCUAAAUAGAGUAGCUGAAACUCUAGAAGGAGCUUCUGCAUUAUUAGAUUACGGGUUUAAAUUAACAAAGUUUGAGGAUGUUUUUAAAGUUCAGUCAGAACAAAUUGAGCUUAGCUUAGAAGCCCUUAAGAGCGCCAAAGGCUUAACAGAGUAUGAAAAACAGGCUGUGUCUGCAAGAAUUACUAUAUGCGGUUAUGAGGAUAAAUUAAAUACUUACAAGAUGAUUAUUGGUAAAUCUGAAGCAGAGGACAAUUAUAACUGUAACGAAUUUGAGAUAUUUCGAAAGCAAACUUAUGUUGAUUCAGCUAUCAAUUUUGCAAGGGCAGGCAAUGGCAGUGCUGUCGAAAUUCUCAUGAAUUUCCACUGCGACGAAAUAAGGCCUUUCUGGCUUAUUAUUUUGAAUAAUUUUCCAGAGACAAUAAAUCCUUCUAUGUAUAGCAAUAUUCUACCUCAAUGUGAUGGCGAAGGAAAUCCAAUAAUAAGAAAUAAAACUGUAUCACAGAAACACGAUUGGACUAGUCAUGAAUUUUUCAGGGAUUUUCAUGAACCAGUCAAUCUGAAUGUACUAGCUCAGAGGUUGGGAGAACCAUGUUUAAGUUUCAGUGGUAAAGUGUUUACUGAAUGGUAUAUAUUCAGAGCAUUACAUAUUGAAGAGCUGUGCCAAAUAGUAGAUAAUGCCAUCCAGCUUUUAGUAUUAGGAAAACAACGAAAUAUUCAGGGCUUAGAUGAUUUACACUCUAAUAUGACAACGCUAGAAGCUUUAGUAUAUGACCUUGAAAUAGACAUUUCAUACAAGGAGUUUUCGCAACUUUCCUCUUUAGAAAAAGCAACGUUGUUUAUGAAAAAUACCAGCGAUGCCAUAUUUGUGCCUAAAAUGAUUAAAUAUGUGUUUCCAUUUUUUGAAAGAAUAGAGCACAAAUUCCCUGGAGAGAAAUUGAACCUACUUUCCAGUUUUAUAAUCCACACAAGCCAAACAAGUCUACAAUCCUCAAUUAAUUUCUUUUAUUAUAUAAUUGAAGGAAAUCUAAAAAUCCUUGGAACACCAGAAGAACUCAUAGAUUUGUUAACUGAUUGCCUUUAUAAAUAUGAAGAGGCUGACAAAUUUUCAGAAUCCUUGGAACUUCUCGAUAAUAUUAUUGAAUGGGCUUCUCGUCUCUCUGCUCAUUCAAGCAAGGAAAAGAUAUUGAGCAGAUUGUCAGAAUUAAGAAAUGAAGUUUUUGCUGCUGAAAAAUUGCACCAAUACCACAUAUCAUUGCCACUCGAAGAAAUUCACAACAUUAAAAAUGAUGAAGAGUCAAUUAAGAAUAUUAUAGAACAGAUGGCUGAAAGUUCCAGAGACGGAUGGCAUGAACUAUUACAUGAAGAAUUACAAACAUACUUUCAGCAUGCAUUAAUGCUUCAAAGUAUAAUUUUCAAUGCACUUCCAGUGGAAAUGUUCUAUGAGGUUUACAUCAGAGCUCUGUUGAAUUCAGGAAUUCCUACAUGUAUAGAAUUGGCGUCGACUGUUUUGUGUUGUCGUCAUGAUAAUGAACAUGAAAAAAACAUUUCUUAUGAAAGAAGUGUACAACUGGUAUUGGAGUCAGCCAAAAAAUAUUUCAAUUCAGCUCUUCAAUACAAUGACAGUAAUAUGAGUCUUGCUAGGUCUUGCUUAUAUAUUAUAAAAGAUGAGAAUGAAGCUAUAAAAGAAGAGCUUGAUUUAAUAAGAGCACUGAGAUAUUUGUAUGAUUUAAAAAUCGAUUUAAUUCCUUUACAAGUUCGUGAAUCAGAAGAUAAAUUCAAAUGGAUUCAUAGAGCAAUUUACAAAAAUAAAAAAAUAUAUAAAAAUCCUCAACCUAUAUACAAAUUGGCAGCAGCUUUGAAAUUAUUCGGGGACGACAGGCUCAAAAGACAAAUAGUAAUAACAACCUUACUUGCUGAAGUGUCAUUUGAAAAUAAUGAUUUUGUUUACUGUUCAGAAUUUUGUUUUGAUUUAAUUAAAUGGAACAGUUCCGCUGGUUGGAAAAUAUGUUUGCACUUAGGACAGUGUGAGAAGUACACAGCUGUAGCAGAAAAGCUCGAACUUUUAUUGUUUGCAUCAAUACACUGCCCUUCUAGCUAUCUGCAAGAAAUAAUAAAAGCACGUAAAACGUUGCUGUUAGAAGCUGUCACUGGUACUCCUAAGCUUCCUGGAAACAAACCAAAUCAGCCUGAAUGUGAUAUACAAAUAGAGGAAAAUGAUGGAGUUUACUUAUUAAAUUCAGUCGACAAGUGUUAUUCUUUUUUUUUAAAUCACUAUGAUAAAUGUAAAUUACAUAAGCCCCUCCAUUUUAAGUUUAAAAGCAAUGAAAUAAAUAGAAAUUUGAUGCAUACAAAUUACUUAUUCUACUCCAUGCUUCAUAAAACCUGCUUGCCUGAUAGUUGUACACCUCAGACUGAAUUCCAUCUGCCUAAUAAUUCUGCCGAAAUGGCUAAAAAAAUGCCUUUGAGUUUGUUGAUGGAUUUGAACGGGUACAAUCAAGAUCAUCUAUUGAAAGAAGUUAUUAUUGGCUGCAGCCUGAAAUACAUUACAGAGAGUACAUUAUUAUCUCUUGGCUAUUUGUUAUCCCUCUUGGAUCCAGAAGACAGCGAGGAAUUUUUUAUGAAUAUUCCAGAGUCACCGUUUACAUUUCAGCUUGCUAUUUAUUUCUAUUCAUUGAGCUCUCUUUCAUACAUGGGAGACCAUCCUGUCUUAUCCACACCUCAGGAAGUAGUUACAUGGGUGAACAGCCAGGACAGCAAAGAUAUAAAAUACAUAGAUUUAAUUACUAAACAUCGGACAAGAUAUGCAAAUUAUAAGCAAGCUCAACAAGUAGUUAACUUGCAAUGUGGAGUUAACUCAGAGCGAUUUAUGAAUGAUGCUGAUUACAGGAGAGAUACUAUUCUCGGACUGGCAAUGAGCUGUGAUAAACUUAGCCUUGCAAUAAACUUGGCAAUUGAAAACAACCUUCCAGUUGCAGAAGUUGCCGUAACACAUAUAUCGUCUUUAAUAUUUGAAAACGAUGAGGACUCUUUAUCGAUUUCAUUAAACAACGAAAAGUUUUCUUCGAUAUUAAAAAUGGAAUCAGAUGUUAUAAGACAGAGAUUGAUAUCUCUACUGCCAAGCAUGGAUGGGUUUAACUAUCAAAAAUUAAUGAUGUUGUUCAGUGUUUUGAAAGAGUUAGACAACCAUUAUCCUAUACAUUCUCUCACUCCUUCAGAACACAUCGAUUUGCUGGCUAAAAUAGCUGAUUUGUUGCCAGAUCUGGACUAUAGAGAUCUAAUCGAGAAUCACAGCCGGCUACUAGAAGCUCUCAAAGAGAGUUUGAAUUACAAUGAAAACGAUUUCUUGAAACUGAUCAAGGCUUUAAAGAAAAUUAUUACAACUGAUAUUUAUAAUUUUAAUGACAGUGACAUAUUUUUGGAAUUAGUGAUUCAAGAAUUCAAAGAAAAGUGCCUUUCCAAGAAAUCUUCCUUAAAUUGGAUGUCUCAGUAUGAGAAAAUAUUUCCUUAUUUAUCUAAAAUUGACAGUAGCCAGUUGAAGACAUUUGUCGAUGAAACCGUUUGCUCGAAGGAGGCCGCACUUGCUUUGGAAUCUAAAGAUAGAAUUGACGCCCUGAAUCUUCUUUUAGAGUGGUGCAUAGAAGCAAAUGUUGUCAGAGAAAAUAUGGAUGACAUAUUAGAAGCAGUCUGUGGUAAAAUUAAUAAUUUGAAGAAGAUUUGGGAUUAUAAUACGACUGGCGUUAGUAGCACAGUUAACUCCUCGAAUAUGAAAAAAUAUUUUGCGUUGUUAGAACAUUCUAAAAAUGAAGAGACUAACAUGGAAUUACUGAUUGAUUGCAUUUUAUGCCCAUCCGUGUCUAAAGAAGAAAUAAAGAAGUUUUACAAAAUAUCAGGGAUUGCUCUUCCUCUUGAGUUCAUAAUUUGCUCGUUACCUAAAAAACACCCAACAAAAUUUGAUAUUAUAAUGCGCCGUAUACUAGAGAUUGGCGCAGAGAAUCCCGAGAGCAAUUCUUUUUCAGCGAAUGAUUGGGAAGAAGAGGAAAUUGAGUUCUCAGAUAAGGAGAUAUUUCCAUCUGAAUCAUUUAGUGAAGAAGAUUCUUGUUCUUAUGAUUAUGGGCUCGCUGAGACUGAAAAGUCUGACAGUUUAGAAGAUAAUAAAUGUUCCACGGAUAAAACAAAACUUAAAAUCGAUUUCUCAACAUUAUCGACAGAUUUAAAGAAGUCGACAGAUCCUAAGGAAAUGCUUGAACUGUACACAUCCUUUGUUUCAUCUGAUAUAAGCGAUGAAGAAAGAACUGAUGGAAUUUUGUUGCUGUUAAAGAGUUUGCUUCCUUUAGCGAGUUUUAUGAAAUACCAGUGUUGCAAAGAAAUUAUCACACCACCAUUAAAUAGCGAAAGACUGACAGAAUUUGUGAUGGAAAAUUACAAUAAUGAUUUCAUAUUCACCAUUUGGAUAUGUUUAUGUUCUGAUAUUCCUCAUUUAAUAUCAUUCAGUGAAGAACUCCUCCAAAAUAUUGAGGUCAGUCAUAUGAAAUUAUACUUCCAGUCUGUUAAUAAUGACUCAACCCAGUUAUUGACAACUCACCUAGUAGAAUCUCUGAAAUUUGGAGAAAUGCUCAAUGAAAUGGAUGCCAGUGAUCCAUCUUUUAACUUUAAGACGCUGACAAAAGUUUUGUUUGAAAGUGGUUUUAUAACAGAAGCAAAAUUUUUAAGGAUGAAGAAGGCUGACAAUAUCCCAGAAUCAUUGAUUUCAUUCCACAGCACUUUAGAAUGAUAAACUUUCGAACAUUGACAAUUAGCGGAUUUAAGGUGUAAACUGAGUAACUUGUGCAAUUUUUUUUUUAAAGCAUUUUUCGAACCAAAUUUAUUAAAGAAGAUGAAACAUGAAAAAAAUAACAAAUGAAUACUGAUUUAAUAAGAAAAUGUUGUAUUCUUCAUGAAGAAUUACAUUUUUCAGUUACCAUUGCAAGGUAAAACAAACUGUAAGUACUAUUUUCAUUAUAGUUACCAUUUAUGUUCGUUUUUUGUUUAUGUGCUGUGUUUAGCAAGUCUUUCUCGUUACUUCUGUUUCUAUUGAUAAGGUUAUAUUAAAUCAAGAAAAAAAAUUAAAUUGUUUUUGUUAGAGUAAAAAACAAUCUGAAACUUGUUUGAUUGUUAUUAAAUCAUUACAAUAUCUCAUAUGCAGAUCAUUUCAUAGUCUAUUUUAUUAUUCGCAUUUAAUUUUAUUGGUGUUAAACAAUAUUGUUGAAUCUGUUUUUGUCAUUAUUUUUGAUUAAUUUGCACAAAUAAAAUUUCUGGGUGAUAUGUUGAUAAUUUUUUUUAUGUCUAAAAUAUCCAUUUCUCUUUAUAUCUAUUUCUUUAUACAUAGACAACAUAAUAAUAUAUUGGUGAUCAUGCAUUCAAUGUUCACAUUCCUAUGUAAUUUUUUUGGCGUGUAAAUAUGGUUUGCUUACUUCACACAAAUGUUACUUUUGUCAUCAGCAAUUGGGAAAGGUGUAGAACCUGAAACUGUAAGCUUAUGAAUGUGGAUUUCUACUGUGCAAUAAAAAUUAUUAUGAAAAGUC
Messenger RNA from Cimex lectularius (bed bug), 7280 nucleotides. RefSeq names its product neuroblastoma-amplified sequence-like. The transcript has 42 exons. The record is from RefSeq and is a predicted model, not a curated record. Gene Ontology annotation, molecular function: SNARE binding. The coding region runs from base 104 to 6490 and encodes 2128 amino acids. Gene Ontology annotation, biological process: retrograde vesicle-mediated transport, Golgi to endoplasmic reticulum. Gene Ontology annotation, cellular component: Dsl1/NZR complex; endoplasmic reticulum membrane. Lineage: Eukaryota; Metazoa; Arthropoda; Insecta; Hemiptera; Cimicidae.